Molecule: messenger RNA, 1293 nt
Organism: Closterium sp. NIES-65
Lineage: Eukaryota; Viridiplantae; Streptophyta; Zygnematophyceae; Desmidiales; Closteriaceae
Source: the annotation of a GenBank genome assembly
AUGGGCCAGUCGUACUCAUUGUAUACGCUUGCAUGCCCACCACGGCAGGCGGUGGAGACGAUGAAGCUCGUGCUCACGAGGAAGGGCCGAACGAUGCGACCAGAGGUGGAGGGCGACGCUGUGAUGUCCACCUACCGUACCGCGCUAGGAGAACUCAUGGACUCGCUGCUUGGGUGCAUGGUGGCUGCGAACAUCACGGCAUCAGAGAUUGUGGUACUUCUGGAGGCGCUGAAGGCACCACCUGAAAAGGUGUUCGCUUUCACCGAGUUUCCGCUCAUCCCAACACGGGUUCCGUUGGGAGUGUCGCAGGACGAGCAUGGGCAGGUGUCGCGCGAGUGGCAUAUGCCGUACAUCGACGAUUUCAACGCGGAACUGCACGCCAAGAACGAGAAAGCGGUGGUGGUCGUACACAACCCUGCGCACGUGCUGACCGGAUGUGUGAAACGGACUAGCCACGUGGCGGGGUUCGUGGUGGAUGAGUUAACCCGAGUGCGAGUUGUGCAGACGUUUGGUGUGGUGCCGGCGUGUACGUUCACAGCCAUUAAUGGGGUGGUGGACGCGCUGAAAGCAGUGUUUCGGACGUGGUUCAUGCGCGACGCGGUCAGCAGCACCGAGUGGAUCCGGUAUGGUGUGUUUCCACGGCCUCCGCUGCACGAUGUCCUGUAUAAGCUGUUCAUGGCGGGCAAGUUGACGAUGCCGGGAACAAUACAGAGGAGCUGGUGGAGAGCCGGGUGUGUUCCGAAGGGGUGGUUGGCGCGUAUGGACUGCUUGAAGGGGAAAGCAGCGGCCGGCAUGUUCAAAUGUCUGGUGUUGGAUCUAACGCAUUUGCAGCUGGUCAUCGAGGAGUUUAAGAGCAAGUGCAGCAGCAGGGCGUUCAUGACGGCGUGGGAUUUCGUAGGGUGCGACGAAGACCUCCUGGAGAAGUGGAUGCCGGUAGGCGCAGGGGACAGCGGGCCGGGGGAGGAGAUCCCCGCAUACUUCUGCAUCCCCGAGGGGCCUCUGAUGCGAGAAAGUCGCAUUUGUCGCCGUGUGGGACGCAUGGUGCAUGGCGGCUUUGUAAUGGAGGCGGAGAGGUUGGGAAUACAUCCGCGCAACGUUCCAGAAGAGGUCGGUGUUGUCAAUGAGGAGGUGGUGAGCCGCCUUCGCCGCACGCCUACUAAGCGCACUCGGGGGGGCAGUACAAGCUCUGAAGGGGUUACCUCUGACGGAUCGGAGGAGGAAGUACACGUUCAGGCGGCGAGGGUGUUGUUCCCAAUGGAGGAUGACAAAGAUAGCGUUGUCCGUGUGGUCUAA